GUGUAUAUACCAGGAACGAACGAACGAACAAACGCGUACCUAGUGUUUCUUUAUAGUUUGCUUUGUGGUCACAAAUUAUAAAGAAGAGGUGAUAUGAUAGUGUGUGAUUUGAGGCAACAAGGAUUUGAAGAAUAAUAUAAAACUAUGGCUUGGACGGGGUAUCAAAAGUUUCUUGCAAUAAUGAUGGUUAUUACAGGCUCAAUUAACACUCUGAGCACUAAGUGGGCUGAUAAAUUGGAGUCAAAAGGAUCUAAUGGAGAAAUCAGAGCUUUUAAUCAUCCAUUUCUUCAGGCAGCGACAAUGUUCUUAGGGGAAAUAAUGUGCUUAGUGACUUUUAAGAUGGUGUAUUUUAAAACAAGAAAUACGGGCGGACAUAGUUUGACACAUGGCAACCAGAAUUUUAAUCCUUUUAUAUUAAUGCCGGCUGCAAUGUUUGACUUGAUUGGUACGUCAAUCAUGUAUAUAGGCCUUACUCUCACUUAUGCAAGCAGUUUCCAAAUGUUUAGAGGAUCCAUCAUCCUUUUUGUUGCAGUGUUCUCUAUGACAUUUUUAAAUCGACAAAUAAUUACUAGAGAGUGGGCUGGAAUAAUUGGAGUGCUUUUGGGUCUUGUAAUAGUUGGAGCUACGGAUGCCAUAUACCAAUCUCCAGGCGAGGCUAAAGGAAGGAACAGCCUUAUAACUGGCGAUAUGUUAAUCAUUGUAGCCCAGGUUGUUUCUGCUUGCCAAAUGGUAUAUGAAGAAAAAUAUGUUGCAGGCUUAAACAUCCCAUCAAUGCAAGCAGUUGGCUGGGAGGGAAUAUUUGGUUUCUCCGUUCUUUCACUACUGCUGGUGAUAUUUUACUGGGUACCUGCACCGAGCCACUUCGGAAAUAAUCCCCGAGGCACUGUGGAAGACGCGAUUGAUGGCUUAAUACAAAUUGGCAACAAUCCACUUCUACUCAUGGCAGUGAUAGGAACAAUAAUAUCUAUUGCUUUCUUUAACUUCGCUGGAAUAAGUGUUACCAAAGAAAUGUCGGCGACUACAAGAAUGGUGCUAGAUUCUAUAAGAACGUUCGUCAUUUGGAUGGUAUCACUGGCGGUUGGUUGGCAAGCAUUCCACUGGCAACACCUCGUAGGCUUCGCGAUACUAAUUUUAGGCAUGUUUAAAUAUAACGGUGCGUUGCCAGAAUGCUGGCCCCUUCGUGGAAAUAAUGCAACUGUUCCUGUACCACAAGAGGAACCGGGUGUGGUGAAUGCUGAAGCAGAUAGAAUGGAGCAAGAAGCAUGAAGGUAAUAUUGCUGGUUCCAUCACAGCAUAAAGAAAUCAGGGAUAUAUAUAUAUAUAUAAUCUUAUUAGAUAUAAGCUGUGCGUAUAUAUGAUUUAUUAAACAUUUUAUAGUCUCAUUAGCGUUUUUUUGGUAUUAAUUUUAGCUAUGCUUAAUUCAUAAUCAUUUAGUGUCUGCGAUUUAGAUAUAAUACAUUUGUGAAUUAGAUAGAAAAGCAAUAAAAUUUAAAUCUAGAUAUUAUAUUACUUCAUUUAAUUAAACAUUUUAAAUGACUUCAUAAAAGGAAGUUAAUUUGACUGUAUUUUCUCUUAUUUAAUAUUUGUGCCAGUUAUAGUCUUUCUACAAAAAGUUAUAAUGGAUUUUGAAGGACAAUCAUUUUUUUUAUUAAUAUAAGACUUAGUGUUUUUAGACUUCCUCUUUAAGUUUAAGCUUUGAUUACUUGUUUUAAAAAAAAUGUUAAUUUACUUGUUCUAUUUUCUAGUUAUGUAUUAAUUGUAUCAGCAUAUAUCGAUUAUACAGCGUGUCCAGGAGGGGAUGUUUUGUUUUGAUUUAAAUAAAAUUCAUUCAUGAAUUAGUAUUACAAAUAAUUAUUCUAUAAGACUGUGCUACUUUGGUGCCGUGACCAUGGAUACACUACGUGAAUAAUAAUUCACUUAGAGUACUAAGCGAUACCACUCUUGUAAGUGAAUUCUGAUGUUCAUUGCCAGCGAUACCUUGCCAUGAUCUGUUAAGUUUUUUUUUUAUUUGCAAGGCCAUCAGCUACCAUAAGUAGGAUAGAUAAUACUAUUAACUACAGUAAGCAAAUUAAAGGUCCUCACUAAUAGUUAAAAAAAAACAUUGGUAAGAAAAGUGGUAUUUGAUUUGCUAGAAGUGAAUUGUAAACAGACAUAAAUUAUGUAGGCUAUAAUGCAGAUUAUAUUUAUAAAUAUAUCUUAAUAAAAAGUUAUACGAGAAUUCAUCGGUUUCUAAAGCAAUGUUUCAACGCUUAGAUAUAAAAGAUUAUUAAGCUUAUUGGUUACAUGCAUUAACUUUGCUAAACUACCUUCUAGUUCCUUGUCUUUAUUUAAAUAACAACCGGUUACGUCGUUAAGAUAUUUAUUUUUAUUUGUUUUAUUAAAUAUUCGCUUCUGGACACCAUUUACAAAAUCAUGUCGAGAUCUCUAUCAAUUUCCAACUAUCUGUGUGUUAUGUAAUUGUGAUAUUUAAAAUAUUAUAUUGGCCUAGAAUAUAUAUGAUGCUAAGCUCAAUUUGCGUAAGAAACGUAAGUGUAGUAACGAUACUCAUUGAAUGCUCGCUCAAUUUGCUGGUAAAAUGCAAAUAUUUUUAUACCGUUUUAUGUAUAUGUUACGUUAUAUAGUUAAUUAAAUUCUAAGUAAAAUGAAACCAACUUUAACUUAUAUAUUACAAAGUAAAUUGGACAUCAUUAAAAAAAUCCCAUGAACUGAAUUAGGUUAUGUCUAUUAAUUAAUGUUUAUAAUAAACCAAAUAUUAAUGUUAAAAAAGUAACAUUUUAAACAAUUUAUCUUAAAAAUUAAGUCUUAGGGGAAAAUCGACAAUGGGCAUUUAAACACUGCCGUAUUUACUUGUUUGCGCUUAUCAAAAAUAUAAAGAAAAAAUAUAUCGUGAGAGGUAAUUUAUCUAAAUAUUGUAACUAUAUCUCUCUAAUUAACACAUUUUCAUUUUUAAAUAAUUUUCAAGUUUUAAUGAAUUCUAGUAAAACAAUAUCCUUGUGACCAAUCUUUACUUUUACUAGUAUGUAACUGUAAUGGUCCCAUACCAUCUUAUAACAAAAAUUAGUUGAUAAUUAAACUGGUUUAAACUAAAGUCUGUUUUAAGAACGACGCGACGUCGAAUUAAAAUGUGAACUUCACGACGCCGCCAAUAAUACAGAGACAGUGCCGCGGUUAAGGGACCUCAUUCGUGACAAAUUGUUAAAUCCGAAACUUCAAUAAACCACGUCACGGUAUUAUCACUAUAUGUGAUUUGUUGAUGGUACAUACAUAAACACUCACGCCUGCCACCCAGAGGGGUAAGCAGAGACUACGGACUUCUAUUUGACAUAAUUUUGACACACAUCACGUCUUCUUUACAUUUACCUUCGCAUACAUGCUCGUCGAUUAAGGAUACUCUUAAUCUGUCCCAUCUUCAAUAUAUUGUAAAUUUUCUUUGAUAGUCUAGUUUAAAGUCUUUCUCACGAAAUAAGUCUCUUAGCCGCAGCAUCGCAGUCUGCCGAAUUUGGCAUUUGCUGCCAAAUUGUAAACUUUAUAUUUAAUUUGCUUAAUUUCCACUGGGCUUCUCUCUUGAAACAGACUCUAGUUUAAACCUGAAACUAAUGAUACCUUUUGUAAUGAGACUUUUAGUGUUUUAGGAUUUUUACUUAUUACUAAAGCUAUAUUAGUUAAACGCAGUUAAUGUUGAUCGUAGCAAUAUAAAUGUGCUAUGUGUAUUAAGAAAUUAAAGCGUUUACAUCUAUGAUAUGCUUUUAGCAAGUCGUAAGUCAAUUAAAAACACACCAUUUUUACACAAGACUUAAUUUUUAUACGUGGUAGAGCCAUGCUGCAGCUAUAUUAUGGUUGUAGCACGAAUGGGUCGGCUCGACCGGGGAAGAACCACGCUCUCACAGAAAACCAGCGUAAAAUAGCAGCUUAACGCUGCUGUGUUUCGUAUGGUGAGUGUAGAGAACCGGAGACCCUUUUUACUGGCAAAGAGGCAUUCCAUCUUAGUCCUCACGGGUGACAACGCAUCUGCAUCUUGAGUCUUUAUUGAGGAUAGAUGUAGAUGUCUAUGGGUCACAGUAACCACUUACCAUCAGGUGAACUGUGUGCUCGUUUGUCACCCGAUCCUAUAAAAAAAAAAAAAAAAAAAAACCAUUUCACUUUUUAUACAUGUUUCUGUUUACACUAAGUAUUGUACACACACAUGUUAAUGAAGCAUAUCAUUUCUCGGUGUUAGUUUGAGUAUGUAUUAUGAUUUUAUACAUACAUCAGGUUAAGGCGUAAUCAUCAAUGGGUUGACGAAAACUCUAAUAUAAAUAUCUCAAAUAAAAUAAGUAUAACAAUUCAUUAAAUUUUAGAUUGUAAAUAUAUAUUGUUACAAAAUUAAGAAACGACUGAGCCUGCAGCGUGUAUUUGAAUCCGCCACUGUCGUUAACUACUGCUAACAUAAGCAUUUGAAGUUUACUUGUAGCUGUUAACGCGGUAAAAUUUGUAAUGUUAAUAUUAAGAACAUUACUAGUAUAUUCAAAACCAAAUAUAACAGUAAAAAAAAGGAAUUUUAAUAUAAUCCGCCAAUCGCUUGAACCGUUUCAUGAACCAUAGGUAAAACAAUCCAAAAAAAUCUAUCAUUAUAUUAAAAUGUAUCAUUUGAUUAGUUUGUUAAAUAUCAUGCAAGCCAAAUACAAGCCGUUUUUGAAUUACGGAUACCAUUUAAAUAGAUUUUUUAAAUAUCUGUACACUCUAGAACAUACAUGUAAUGGUUUCUUUUAUUAGUUUUUAGUUAAGUAUGUUUAACUAAAAUAUAUAUAAUUUUAUAAACAUUUAAAAUAAAUCAAUAAUAUCUU
Messenger RNA from Parnassius mnemosyne (clouded apollo), 4823 nucleotides. Lineage: Eukaryota; Metazoa; Arthropoda; Insecta; Lepidoptera; Papilionidae. The record is from the annotation of a GenBank genome assembly.